Molecule: messenger RNA, 1923 nt
Organism: Aspergillus costaricaensis CBS 115574
Lineage: Eukaryota; Fungi; Ascomycota; Eurotiomycetes; Eurotiales; Aspergillaceae
Product: ferric reductase family protein
Exons: 2
Coding region: 1-1923 (640 amino acids)
Biological process (GO): intracellular iron ion homeostasis; copper ion import; iron ion transport
Cellular component (GO): plasma membrane
Molecular function (GO): ferric-chelate reductase activity
Source: RefSeq, a predicted model, not a curated record
AUGCAGAUGGAGGGUAUGAGCGGGGGGACGUACUACGGCGUCUUGCAUGCCUCCGACGUUGACUUUGCCAAUAUCACCCAGGUCGAGACGUUUCUGCAUGAGCUCAAGCACCUGGAGUAUCUUCCUAUUCUAGGGGCACUCUAUGCGGAGUAUUUCUGGUAUGGGGUUAUUGUUCUGCUGGUCGUGGUGGCGGUCAUCAACAGGGUGUACUCACUUGUUCGGCGUUUGAGGCUUCAUCCUAGUAUAACCAAAAAUUUAUACCUUGCCAAUAUCGCUUCGUCAACACUCGCAACUACCACAGCGCUGGUUCGGGAGCCAUCUUAUCUCCAGUGGACCCCCCGUGCGUUGUCACCUUGGUUCAAGAUCCCGCCAUUCGGACCGAUAUAUAUCAUCCUCAUAUACUUUGUCUUCAUCAUCGUUCUAGAGUUCGUCAACAACGAUGUUGCAGGCGCUGGGUAUUGGCAGUUUCUCGGAGUCCGCGCUGGAUGGCUUGCAGCUGCCCAGAUUCCCCUCCUUGUAGCCUUGGCAGGCAAAAGAAACCUGAUCGGUAUGCUCUGCGGCAUACCCUAUGUCCGACUGAACAUCUACCAUCGCUGGGUAUCUCGAGGGCUCCUGCUGCUCUCGACUUUCCAUUUCGCCUUUCAAAACCAUGGGUGGGAUAUUUAUCAUAUAAGUAGACUGGAGUGGGACACAGAUGACUGUCCCACAAAGGGUAUCGCCGCCUACGCUUUCAUCCUAUGGAUGAAUCUCACAACGUUAGCCCCCUUCCGACAUAUGAGCUACGAGUUCUUCGUCGUACAACACAUCAUCACGUUCUUCGGUUUCAUCAUCGCCCUCUCCUAUCAUUUGGACACCAGCCCAGCCCCUAACGCUCAGCGCUACAUCUACGUCACCGUCGGUAUCUACGUCGCUGGUUUGAUCCUGCGAUUCGUCUACUACAGCUACAUCAACUCUCGCCCCGCACGAGCCAUACUAGAACCCCUGGAAGGCGGCGCGACCAAGGUCCGAAUUACUGCUCGCAAGAUCCGUAACUGGAAGCCCGGGUCGCACAUCCUUCUAUCUCUCCCGCGCUUAGGGCUCCAGCUCUCACACCCAGCAACCAUCUCAUCCAUACCAUCGUCCCACGACGGCGAACUAGUCCUUGUUCUAAGAGCCCACAAGGGCUUUACGCGAAAGCUGAUCAACACCGCAGAAGCUACCAGAAACUGCUCCAAAGACGUCGAAUCCCCACAAACCAAGCGUUCAUACACCGCUCUACUCGAUGGUCCCUACGCAAGCUCUGCUCCAGACUUCACAUCUUUCGAUUCCGUCCUGUUCCUCGCAGGUGGCACAGGUGUAACAUUCAACCUAUCCCAGCUUCUCCACGUCGCACACCAUUCCACAAACGGGUCGUUGCCUCUCCGCCAAGUGCUUUUCAUCUGGGUAAUCAAAGAAAGCCGCCAAGCGUCAUGGGUUUUGGCCGAGCUUGAAGGCGCGAUGCAGAAGCUACAGAACACAAAUAUCCAGAUCCGGGUGAGAAUAUUCAUAACACAAGACUCUGUUUGCCUCCCAGAUAGCGACAGCAAAUUCAACAAUGAAAAACAGACCUGUGCCUGCACAGAUCCCUGCACCUGCUCUAACAACAGUGACGAUGUCGACAAAAUCGAACAAAUAACCCCUUCUUCACCCUGCACAGACCCCGAUUCGGCCCUCGAAUCCUCAGGACCCCCAAGUAUCUCCUUCGCGCAGGGAAGACCUUCGUUCGAUGGCUACAUCGAGGACGCCGUCUUGCAAGCUAGAGGCGAAAUAGCUGUUGCUGUUUGCGGACCCAUCGGAUUAACCGUUUCUGUGCGACAGGCGGUGGUCCGGGUGUCGGAUCAUCUGGCCGUAUGUAAAGGGUCUGGAUUGCCGGGGGUGUUUUUGCAUGUGGAGAAUGUGUGUUGA